Messenger RNA from Cinara cedri, 748 nucleotides. NCBI's taxonomy places the organism in Eukaryota, Metazoa, Arthropoda, Insecta, Hemiptera, Aphididae. The record is from the annotation of a GenBank genome assembly.
GUCUAUUCCAAUUUUCAUCCACUGAAACUACUAGACUUCAACAUGGCAGCAACUGCAGCGUCCACUCCAGUUCCUUCGGCCCCUUCAUUACCGGUCAUUAAACAUUCUCCGUCCAAAAAGAAGGUCUUUAUUUCCCGUAAAGACACUGUUGUCAAGAAGUCCCGUCCCGCACAUCCUUCGACGGCUGUAAUGGUGACGACCGCAAUCAAAGAGCUGAAUGAACGCAAGGGUUCAUCGUUAGCAGCAAUUAAAAAAUAUAUAGCUGCUAACUACAAAGUAGAACCCGUCAAAGUAGCAACGUUCAUCAGAAAGUUCUUGGCCGCAUCCGUGACAAACGGUGCCGUUCUUCAAAUCAAGGGCCGCUACAAAUUGGAUGUUCCCGAAACUAAACCUAAAAAAAAGGCCGUUGCUAAGAAGUCAAUCGUCGUGAAAAAAGUGAAACUUCUUGUCACUAGUACGCCCAAAAAGAAGCCGGCGGCCAAAAAAUCCAAAAUUACGUCCGGCGAACCAGCUACCAAAAAAGCGAAAAAGACUCCUCCCGCAAAGGCUUCUAAAGCAGAACCUCCUGUCAUUAAGUCCAAGAAAAAGUCACCAUUGGUAAAUAAGCCCAGUGCUGCAACUGUUGCUGUUUCAAAAACACCGAAAAAAGCUGCUACCAAAAAGCCCGCUCUUAAGAAAAAAUAAAUUUUUGCAUACAACACCACUAUCCCCUUUGCUAUCGUAUGACCUUAAAACGGUCCUUCUCAGG